Messenger RNA from Vigna angularis (adzuki bean), 1094 nucleotides. Its product is annotated as protein FAR-RED ELONGATED HYPOCOTYL 1. The record is from RefSeq and is a predicted model, not a curated record. NCBI's taxonomy places the organism in Eukaryota, Viridiplantae, Streptophyta, Magnoliopsida, Fabales, Fabaceae. Bases 110 to 886 code for a protein of 258 amino acids. The transcript has 3 exons. Gene Ontology annotation, biological process: response to red or far red light.
GACAACCGUGUGGAUAUUAUAUUAUGGGAAUUUGUCAAAGAGCAUGGCUUGUCUCUCUCUCAGUCCCUCUUUCUGAGCUGUGAAGACCUCUUUGAUAUUCUAGAUAAAGAUGGAGGCAGAUAUUCACAACCCACCUCAAGGUUACAGAUAUUGUGUUGAUGGAGUACACAAGGUCAACAUUAUUGAAUGGAACAAGAAAAGAAAAUUCCAAAGUAAUCAAUUGGAUUUGCUUAGACCAAAGCAUAAAUGCUGGAUUGAAAAAUCCUCUUCUGAACAUGCUUCAACGUUUGAUGAUGAAAAUCCUGCACUAGAGAGCAUGCAUAUUUAUGUACUCAAGGGUAGAACAGAUGCAGAAAACUCAGAAGCUGACUCUGUCAAAGACAGCAACUGUUUAUCAGAAGAUUCCAUUACUGCCAUGUCUGUAAAUGAAGAAGGUAAACAUGUUGCCGAAUCUUCAAUGACAUACCAACAUGGAAGACCUUCCACUUUGCUUGGUUGGGAUGAUUACAGUGCCAAGGAUAAUCACCACACUUUAGAUGAUUCUGCAGUUGAUAAGGGAUGCACAGGUGAAGCAGACACAUUCCAUGACAAAGAAUGUGAUCCAUCUUAUCAUUCUGCUGAUUUACAGGCUCUGAAGAAUCUUGAGGAAAAGAUUUUAGAAAUAGAAAGCUGCAGAGAUAACUUGCUCCAAGAAUAUGCUAAAGACAGUACUGAGGAGUCCACUGAUAUGGAAUUUGAAGAUCUUUUUACUAAAAGAGAAAACCAUCACAAGUAUGUCCUUUCAUCUGGAAGAUGGGAUCUAAACCAAGAGGCUCAAUCAGGCACAACAAGGGCACCAACAAUUGAUCAAGAAUUUGAGCAGUACUUUUCCAUGCUUAUGCUUUAGCAUAUAUUACUUACAAAGGAGAUAAGUGUGUAUAUAUAUAUAUAUAUUUUAAAUGGCUAUCUAUGUAUUGCUUUAUGAAGAUUUACUGAACUUCUAAUUCUGCUGGCAUUGUAACAUCAUAAGAAGGUAGUGUGAGGCUGCUUUUUUCCUUUAGCUUAUUUCUGAUCCUCAACCAUGGAUUGUAUGUAAAAGGAGCUUAUUUUGUUUC